Podarcis lilfordi (Lilford's wall lizard) is the source of this 23869-nucleotide messenger RNA. Lineage: Eukaryota; Metazoa; Chordata; Lepidosauria; Squamata; Lacertidae. The record is from the annotation of a GenBank genome assembly.
AUGCCGGAGCAAUUCGGUGUUGGGUCAAAUUUCUGGGUAUGGUGAAUUUCACCGGAAGGCCCCGAUCUGGUUGGCUGCCAUACAUUUGAAAAUAAGUGUUGCCCGCCUUGCUCAGAAGCACAUCCUGCUAAAUGCCGUGAGAUGCACUGCAGCCCUAAGGACCGACGCAUAUUCUAAGAAGGGGGUGGGAUGCAUUUUGCCUGUGUGUGGUGGGGGGGAGAUGGCUGGUCUCUUCUCUCCCCACCCCCAACCCCCCUCAAGUGGUUUGCAUUAGAAUCACAAAGCCAUAACAUGGAAAGGAGCAAAUCGGUUUAUACAUAUAAUUGCAAGGAAAGAAAGCAAUUAACAGAGAGGACAGUGGGAAAUUAGAUCUCCUCCCCACCCCCAUUACAAAAAAGGGAUAGCGUUGAGCAGCCUUUAAGCAGCCCAGCCAGGCUGACAAGCGAAUCCCUGGAAGAAACAGCAAGCGGGGUUGUACAAUCGUGUAUCUAUAACCUCUUGGCUGCAGAGCCCACCAUCAAGCUUCAAACAGAGGAUCCCGUUGAAAACUACGGAGUGUAAAACGGGCCCCGGUUGUUGUGGAAAGCGGAGGAGAGGGCAAGAGGCAGAGCGAACUUCUUGAAAGCAGAGCAGCUUGGCUGCCGGGAGAUAUCCUUGUGUGUUGAUUUAGGAAGACAUUUGCUGUAUAUAACGUUUAAGGUUGAUAAUAUCAUUGCUCGGGCAGAUAAAUAAAGCACUGGCCAAACCGUGGGGUCAGCUAUCGAUCCCUCUGUUUAGAGAAGGAGGUAGGAACCUCUCUCUCUCCCCCCCCCUCUUUCUUUCUCUCCCUCCCCCGCCCCCUCUCUGUGUGUCAGAGCAAAAAAAAGACCGAAGCUCGGAUAGCUAUGGAGGAGUGAACAAUUACAACAUGGUAAUUUGUGAUUCGGUCUCGCCGGUGGAGCCCAAAGAGCCACCCUGUCUGGAACAGUCAUAACCAGUUAGAGGAAAACCCUUGGGAUUCCAGCCGAUGCGAGCCGUUUGCUGGAGUGGCACUCAAACUGCUUCCACGCAAACCUUUCCUAUGUCACCCCAGGGGGAGAAGAACGAGGAAUAAAGCCUGAGUAGCAUUGUAUGUGCGUAUGUUGUGUAUGUUUAAGGAUUGUGUUCUUGAGUACAUAAAGAUCCAGGGAUGGGUGUGUAGCUGGUGGACGUGAGUGCAAAAAACCAAGCAAGUGCCCUGGGAGUGAGAGCGAAACAACCGUCGAGAGAGAGAGAGAGAGAGAGAGAUGACGUGACUAUGCGAGAGAUCUGCAGCCUUUAGCCCCUCUGCAAUGGCUGAUUAGCAUUCCUCGCCUGCCCCUGGACCUGAGCUGACAACUAACAGAGAUAUCCAGCUCACCACUAGGCCUCCUCUCCUUUUGUCUUCAGCUGUCUAGGAGAGAAACAGGCUUCUCCGCGGGCCCCGCACACACUAAACGGCCCCCUGAUCCUGGGGCUGCCGAGGAUCCCACCCAGUCCAGUCAAAUCGCCUCAACAUCAGACCCGCCCCCGCUCCUUCGCCUCCCCGCUUGCGCCAGCUGCCCCCGCCUCUGCCCAGCCUGCGCCUGCUUUCCAGAUCUGCGCCAAAGGCUGGGAAAGUUAACUUGCUGCGACUUUCCUGACGCGUAUGCGGCCAGAGAGGACGUCUCCGCAUCGCACACCGGCCUUUCUCCCCCUCUAUCUCUCUUUUUGAAGCUUUUAAUGUGAUCGUAUUCCAAGAGAGGAAAGAGGAGGAUCUUAUUCUUUCGCUGCAAGAUAAAACCUUAUUGUUAAGAAGGUUGCGGUGGGCUGGGGGCUGGGGGGGGGGGCAACAGCAGCUCAUGUCACUGUGUUUCUUUUGGCCUUUGUCGCUGUGCCAUUGAGACACGUUUAUAUCCCCCCCCCCCCCAUCUCGAAACGGUUUAUAAAGAGCUAAGAAAGGGGAGCGGCUGAGAGGAGGACGGUGGCCUAGGGAGGAGAGGGGAGAGGGGGCUUUAAUCCGAAGGCCAGAAAGACCUUUCAGGUCAAACUUCCCCGUUUGGUUUGGUCUUAGAUCCAUUUUAGGAACUUUCUAGGAUUAAACACUCACAUAAAAGCGGGGUGGGAGGGGUAGGGGGCGGGAGGUUAGAGACAAAGAUCCCUGCAUCGACCAACACAGACCCUCACAAAACUAGUCAGUUUCUCCUCGCAGCAAAAGCUUACAAAUUAGCUCAUGUUGACAGAUGUUUGUCACUUAGUAACUUCUCUCCCAGUCCCCCCCCCCGCACUAUUUCUCCUCUUCUCUCGCUCUAUCGCCCCCCCCAUCCCUUCUUUGGGGGCUCGCUUUGUUGUUUUUAAAAUAUGCAGGCCUCUCAGGAAUGCCAGUCACGAGUCCAAACUUUGUGUCCAGCCUCCCUCGCGAAAUGACCCUUUUAUAGGGAUCCCGAUAUGUCUCAAUCUGCACUUCGCUCGGAGGCCGGGGCUCCCUGCUCCCAAGAGCGGCAGCAGAAGCGCGCGGCUACCUCAGCAGGGAGGCCAGCAGACGCGUCCCCAGGAAGACGCUCUCCAGGGGAUGGGAUGGGAUGGAACUGCAGCCCUCCUUCUUGCAGAAGGUGCCAAAGGACAGCGGAGCCUGGGAAAAAGAAGGGAGGGGGCAGGGAGAGAGGGGGCAAAUGAAGGAGAGAGAAAGUUUUAUUUCUCUUCUGAUCGCUAUGAUUGGCCUAUGACUACCCGAGCAAGCCUUUGCAGCCCAGGCUGAGUGGCCUGGGAAGGCAGUGCUUGAGGAAAGGAAGAGAAGAAGGAACAGCCGAAGGAAAGGCUCCGCUUUCAAAGUAAGUGGUUAAUGGGAUACUGAUCAGGGGUGGCUGGGGCGGGGGGGGGGGUCCUGGCUGUGAGCGAUUUGCGAGCCAGCUAGGGCCGCGCACCCUCAGCUCAGAGGGAUGCUUUGCAAGACGGAGGAGGGCCAAGUGGGGAAGGAGGCGGGUCUGACACCAGCGACCCUUCUGACAGAAAUAUGGGGCCAAAGGAAGGCGGUGAGGGUGAGAGAUGCGGUGACAAGUCAGAUGAGAACCCUCCUGUGCGCAAGGGAGAGGGAGAGAGAGAUGCAGGUCAUCUGCUACAGGUCUCUGCGUGGGUCAGGUUCACCCGGAAGGGUUUGUUUAAUACAUUUUCUCCCCCCCCCCAUUCCCACCACCUGUUUUCCCUCCUUUUUGCCGCGUGCUCUUAAAUCGAGCCAUGCAUUGCAGUGGGGGGUAAUAGAUAUCCCAGCUUAAACAAGGAUGGAGGGAACGGAGAGAUAAGCGCAAAGGGCUAAUUUCCAUUAUUAUUAUUGAGUUGUUACUCUUGCUGCUGCUGCUGUUCCAAGCAAAACUUCCCAACUGUAGAGCCCAGCAGGCAAGAAGCUUCUCUCUCUGCCUCCCCCGCGCCUUCCCCCGCGCUCCCGGUUCCUCUCCUGUGCGAUGGGGAGUGACGUCAGCCGGCACCCGACCUAUCCGUCUCCGCGACCAAGGGAAGGGGGUGGAGCUCUUCCCUCGCUAGCUCCUGCGCUUGGGACCACCUCCCAGCAGCAGGAGGCGAAGCGGCGCUUGGCGCGCGUGGAGAGGUUCCUCGGGAUGCUCCGGGGCGGCAACUCGCUUGCUUGCUUGCUCGGCGGGUCCCGAGAUCACCAGCCACAGACCAUCGUCCAAGUUUAGCUAUAGGCCGGGGAGCCAAAGGGAGGGGGGAGCCUGCAGGCCCCGUGCGCUUCUAGGAAGCUGCGGAUGGCUCCGUUCGCUGCCGUCUCCACCGCUUCUCUUGCGCACCAGAUGGCUUGCCAUUGUGUUGCCCCAGCCGGCGAGAUCCUGCAUUUAAAAAGGAAAAAAAAGAGGGGAGCGGGGAGGAAGAGGACAGAGAGAAAGAGAAAGAGAAAGAGAAAGAGAAAGAGAAAGAGAGAGUCCUGUUAUUAUUUUUGUAACAAUCACACCAGACCAUUUUGACUACCAUUUUGACAGACGACCAUGGUCCCCCCCCCCCCAGUUUUGAACCAUAAAGAGACAUAUAUAUUUAAAAGCAACACUGGCCACAGUUUCUUAAGGGAGGCACCGUGGCCCUCGCUCAUAGCUCCUUCCACAUGGGGUGUGGGGAUAUGUCGGGCAAGGAAUCUGGAUGCGUUCCCGGGGAUCUAAGCAUGCAGUCCUAACCUUUCCAAGCCGCAGGGAACUUGGACCGGUGGGAAUUAACUUCAGUAGGAGGCCAACUGGCUGGCUAGAGAGCCCCCGCCUCCCCUCCCCUCCCGGCCCGCCCCUCCUCCGCGGACUCCAAUGGCAUUUAUUUCUCACUCAGGAUUAUCGCCUAAUAGUCAGAAGCACAGACGUGCGCAUAAAAAAAAAUCCAGGCAUGUUUAUUCAUUCUAUUUGAUCAAUCUCUGGGUGUCUGUUUAUUAAACUUCCACCGAUUUUACGUUUGGUGUUUCCUGAUGGCAAACAUUGUCGAAUGAUAAAUAUUGCAUACAGUUAAUUGUGAUGCCAGGGAAAGCUCGGCUCCGGGUUUGUGUGGCGGUGCCGUCGCUGUCUCAAGCCCUCCCAUGUCUUCUGCUCCCCGUGUAACUCAGGGCAAACAAGAACCUUUCUCAAACAUAUUAGUUAAUGGGGCGAAAAGAGGAGCGGGGGAGGGAGCGAGAAAACGAUGGGAACCCUCAGACUUGAUCCCUCAGCUUGGAAGGGAAGGGAGGCUGCCUGGAGAGAAUGGGGAUGUGAAAACAGCUAAAAAGGGGGGUGCUCUGAAGCAAAGCAUUUCUUGUCCAGGAAUCACUUCCAUUGGUUUUUUGGGGGAGGUGUCCCUCUCCCUAAAACAGGGGGGAGUGUCCUAGAACACUGUUUUCUCUGUGUCUGUGGGGAGCUGGCAAUCAUAUUUGGCACCUCCUCUUAUUUUAUUAUUCUUUUUUACUUAUUUCACUGAAAAUACACGCCUGUUUGGCCAGGCCCCCAGAAAGGCUCUUUCUAUCUUGAAAAAUAUCCACAGGCCGUUUCUUUUUCCGGCGCGGCUGCAGGUGUGUUCUCUUUCCGCAUCCAUCCCCAAGUCCCCAAGACCCUUUCCCCCUCCUCCCAUUUUUAUUGCAACUCUUUCCCUAAUUUAAUUUUGUUGUUGUUACGGAAAAAAAGGGAAAGAAACCCAGAUGUGUGGGGUUUUUUUAUGGCUCGAGCCUCGUCUCGGCUGGUGCUGCGAAGGCUCUAAUGCGCCCGGGCUACUAGUCACUGAGCAAAGCGCAGGGCGCCGUUGGCUCCUUUCCAACAGAGUUGGUCAUAAAACAAGAUGUGGGGAGAAGGGAGGGUGGAAUUAACAUCUGCUUUUCUAAACUCAAAUAUGUCAAGGAGCUUUUUUAUUAUGAUGAUCAUGAAUGCUUUCCUCAUUUGAAGAAGAAAUAUGUAGAGAUAAACUGACAUCCACAUGUAUAGAGUAUUUAUAAUGGUGUUAGGAUUUAAAGGUAGCUAUUCAUUGCAUAAGCCAUUUAGAACUGACGUUUUAAAAGCUACUUAACCUCAGACAUCCUUGAAUCUUAGCGAAGGAUUCCAAACGAUAUUAUUUAAAAAGGAAUUUGCUGUAAUUUAAUUGCAUAUCAAGGCGGAACGAGGCGCGAGCUUUGCACCUUCUGCGCUGUUUAAUAGCGUUUUAACUGGCGUUUUAUUCACCCACGUUCUCGGCUGCCCUCGCCUUUCCUUGGGAAGGGGCCGCGCGGGUCCCAAGUUAGUGGUCUCUCUCUGUGAGUGUCUGUGAGUGUGUGCGCGUGUUUGUUCACCAUUUGCAACGGGUAGUCAUCUUUGCGUCUGGAGCUUUGCCCUCUUAGGGGACACAGUUAGUACCUCGGUUCAUUAGUGCCUAUUUAUUAUUGCUGCAAAGAGAAAAUAACAUGUCAGAUUCUGUGGGUGAAUCGACCGUUUGCCCCCACCCUCAGAUCGUUCCUCUCAUCUUUCCCCCCCAAACUUGCCCACAAUUCGGUAAUGCCGGCAUUUAUUCAAUCUGCCAUCCACUUGAAUUUCCGGGGGGCCAGGGCGCCUGACAUCCCAGUCCGAUGCCCUUUUAUUUACAUUUCUCAGAAUCCCGGAAUCGAGUCAGAGGUGUCUCUGAGUGGGGUGGGAAAUCAGCUGGCAGGGAACUACUGCGGCUUAAUCUGGGCGAGGAUCGAGCCGGGGAGGGGGGGCUGACGUUCUCUCAAUUCUCUCAAUAGUACCUCGGAGGGCAGAGAGAGAGAGAGAGAGAGAGAGAGAGAGAGAGAGAGAGAGAGAGAGAGAGAAACAGGCCCCUGGCUUAUUGGAGGCGGCGGUGUAAGGCAUGCACCCUCAACAAGGUUAUGUAUUUCUCUCCAUCCGCUUGGAAAGAACGUGUGCAUUUGGAUCAGAGAUCGCUGGGAUGAGGGGGCAGCUGGUGACGCCCAUCAUGCCAGAGCAGUGCCGCGGGUGCCCCUUGCAAAAUGGCUCUCCCUUGAAUACAGGCCGCCUGUGCACGGCUCCUUGGGAUUAAGCCUCAUGAAAUUGGGAGGCAGGCAGGCGGGCUGGCUUGCUUGUGAGUAAAGGAGGGCAGCAGUAGAGAUCUUGCUUUGAACCAUUUCUCCGUUUGCCUGGUAGAGUGGCUACUCCAACUCUAAAAAUAUCCCCAGCACACGCACACACACGUAUGGCAGCAGCUAGUUCGUAGUCUUUGCUGGCUCCUAUGAAGCUGGUUGAGUGCCCUGAGCCAUCUGUAGCCCGAGCCUCCUCGAAGAGGAAUCCAAGCCUUUGGACUUGAAGAGGGCUUAAUUCCCUCUGGUUCACCACUGUGGCAUAACUGGGUAGAUAAAAAAAGGGGGAAAAGAAAAGAUCCAUCCUAAUUCGAAUCCAUAGAACGUCGGUUCGAUUUGAAAACGUCUCCAUGCAGUUUUCUAAUCCACAAAUAGGUAUACUGGGGCAUUCCAUCCUUUCUUUAGGAUGACAGAUUGAAUUAAGAAAAAUCAUCCCACUCCCCAAAAGACUAAUUCACCACCAAUCCUAGGCCCUCCAUUUCUUUGGGGCAUGGCUCCAGUGAGGGGUGGGGGAGCCCAGGGGUCCGCACGGCUCUCCAGGAGCCCCGGGGUCUAUCCCGUCGGGGACCAGGGGACGUAGCCCGGCUUAUGAUCUUCCACUGAAGGCAGCGGCGACGGCCUGAGCCUAGCUGGACGGGGAUCUUGUGCCCUGAAGGGAGGGGGGCAUGAGGGGGGGAGAGGGGAGAAAGGCUGUCGAUCUGUGAGGGCAGAGGAGAGAGAUUAAAGAAAUGGCCCUUAGUUCUCUGAGUGACACGGCCCCAUUCAAAGGGCAAGCAAAAAGAAAUGCUGCUAAUAUGAAUAGAGGGAUGCUCAAGAGCCUUGCCCCCUUUUCUUCUUUGGCUCCACUUCGGGUCGGAUCCUGGGUGCAUUCUUAGAGCCGUGUAUACGCUAUCUGGGCACACGCACGCGCGAAUGGCAAAAAAGGUCUUAUCGAUUCGAGAUCGAUAUUGAUUCGAGAUCGAUCUAGACCGAUGUAGCUGACUGACCCUACUACCCUCUUUCUGGCUCGGUAAGAUAUUCUUCCAAAUAAACGCUUUGGGUUUCUUUCGCCGGUCUGGACAACAAGUGGGAAAGGCGGGUGGAGCGGCUCUCGGAGCCCGGGGGGUCUGGCCUGAAAGGUAGUGCAUUUAUGGGAGACUCUCUACAAAGAAUUGCUCCGACUGAUGAGGAUAGCAACCCCCACCCUUCCUUACAUCUUCACUUUUGCCUUGCAAAGGGACAGUCCUCAGUUGACAUCUCCAAAGUGAUUAUUAGACGCCUCUGUGAUAAAUCAGGUUGGGGGGGAGUAGGGGAGUCGGAAUAAGGCCAGGCUACACACACACACACACACACACACACACACACACACAGUGUCUGGCUAACGCUGUAUGACUGCCCGAUAGCCCUUUCCAAUUUUUCCACCAACACCCCUGAAAUAGCACAUUGCCUCAACAACCUCUCUUGUUUGUCUCUCUCUCUCUCUGUGUGCUCAAAAAAAAAAAAAAAUCUUUAAAAUUCCUGUCCACGGAUUUCCCUCUCCUGCCUCUCUUUCUCAUCCCCUCUAGCUUCAGCCCCACCCCACCCCAAAGAGCCUCGGAGCCCUUCUUCCCUGAUAAGUUGUAAGAACUUUGCUUUCAAGAGUGUGAAAUGAAGAACACAGACAGUAUAUCAGUGAAAAGAAUAAAGUGGCCUUUUAAUGAGAACUAAAGACAACAAAAACGUAGAUGAAGUGUACCGUAAAGACUGUUUCAAAGUGCAGCUCAAUCCCCUGAGAGCAACCAUCCCAUAGGCUGAGUAAUUGGGACUUUACUGCGCAGAGGUAAGUCAGAGUGGUAGGAUUAUUUUUAUUUUGCUUUGUUUGUUUUGUUGCAUUAUAUUUUUGCUUCUCAGUAAUGGAUCUGUUGCAAAAGAGUUUGUGCAAAGAGCUUCAGGCCUUCUAGCAGAUGAAGGGAGCGUCUUGUGUCUCUUAAAACAAAUCACUCGAACAUUCUAAUUUGUGAAAAUUAGUAUUUUCCUGCUCUUCCGCCCUGCUCCCUUUUCCCAAAGCCCGGGACCUGCGAGGUGCGCCUAUAUUUCUUCAAGUCAGCCUUUCUUUCUUUCUUUCUUUCUUUCUUUCUUUCUUUCUUUCUUUCCGUAAUUUCCCCGCUUUCCACAGCCUUCUCUCCACUCACCCCUUCCUCAACAAACCAGGUAACAAGAGCAAUAAAUCCAAGCAGGGGGGAAAUAAGACAGAUUUCCUCAUCGAUGUGUAAUAAAGUUAAAGGACAUUGUUUUGUCAGACAAGCGCUAAGCAGAAAAUAAAUCUUAGGGUCUGGGGAAACAAAACGGAAUGAUCUUGGCGUGUGUGUAAAUUUACUUUUAAACGCAAUAAAUCAAUGUUCAUUUAAACAGCUGGGGAACCCCACCACGGAGCAGGUUUCAUGGGUAAGAAAAUCUGGACGAGAACAGGCGAUAGAGAUGAAACCACCCAAAGAGAGCAGCCUUCUCCCUGCCCUACACACACCCCGCUCCCCCAAUAUAGUUCUCCUUUUUUCCAAGGAACUUCAAGAGCUGGACAGAGCCCAAAGGCCACCCUUCUGCCCCGUAUUUCCCACGGAUCUCACAGAACGGAAAGCUCAGACCUCGGGAAAAAAGAAACUAGAGGAGGAAGGGGGAAGACCACCCUCUUUUUCCUACAGGGAGUUAGGCAAGCAAACACUAGAGCUGGUGGAUCGGACCCUUGUGGUUGUUACGACGGACACGUUCUGAGACCCCUGUUAGUUUCAAGCCAUGUUAAGGAUCUGAAUGGCCGGGGAGAGGUGGGGGGGGGAGGUUUUUUUGGGAAGGAUGCAAGGUUAGCUGAGAUGUUGAAUACUGGGCUUCUAAAAGGGGAAUGUCGAAAGAUGCAUGGCCAGUUGAAAGGCGAGUGGGCGCCAGAAGCCUGUUCUGAAGGGUGGGCGCAUCUGGAGACAAUCUUUCACAGCCCAGACACUUCACAACAACAUCACAAGAGCGACGGGUGACAUUUGGGCUUCUGAUACUCCGCAGGAACAUUUCUCGAGCAGGUGGCAAUAAAGAGCUGUGAAGGCAAAGGUGCGCCUUAUUUGUCUUAGUCGCCUCUUCCUAACCCGCGACGAUUUCCACGAAGCCUCGAUAAUGACUCUCCCUUUAUUAGAGAGCCUUCCGCGUGCUUGCAGAGUGGCAACAAUUUCUCUUCCUCACAGUCAUUUGGUGUCUUUGUUUAAUUUUGCAGAACUAAUGUAAACAUGGCUUGCAAAUACCCAGAGGUGGAUUAUUUGGUUUAUUCUCUCUGCUCCCCCCCACACACACCCUUUCCUCUCCCUCCACCAUCCUUUUUUUAAAAAAGAAAGAAAGCCACAGAAGAUUAAUCGAACAGCAAAGAUUACGAGAAUGGAAUAUGCCCUGCCUUUGUUUUGUAGUCCUUCGAAAGCCAUGCAAAUACACAUCGAAGGGCGUUGCUUCCCUUGAGCGACGUGGCCACCGCCUGGCAUCUUAAGUUUGUGAAAAUAUAUUACAUCUAUUUCACGGAGCGUUUAAACGCUUGCAUUUCACCGGAUCAGCAAAGCAACCAAGCAGCCACCAACCACCUUGGCUAUACUGGGGUGUGGUGGAGAUGCAAGGAUAGAACAGUCAGGGGACCUGGUGACUUUUGUCCUUUCUGUACUGCUCAAUUGACUUCUCUCACUCUUUCCCCAUCCCUAAAAACGAGAGCUGGAGAUAACGAGCAGAGAAAAAGUUAUUAAGCGCCUGGCAGGUGCGUGUACCUCGGUUGUAUACAUCCCAGGGACCAGAUAGUGCUAGUAAUAUCUGACCUUGAUUAAGGGAAACCUGCCUGUCCUAAUACUCAGAAGCGAAGCGCAAACGACACGGAGCCGAGUUGCUCUUUCAGAAGCAGGGAGGGAAAGGGCAGAGCCCUGCGAAACACUGAACGGAGUGCGGAUUGUCUGCUGGGGGGGAGGGGGGAGCUCUGCUCAGGUGAAACUGACGAGGCAGUGUAAGUUUCCUGCUCAGUCUCUCUCUCGCUUCUCUCUCUCUCCCCCCCUCUUUUUCUAUGACUGCCCGAAGGGCCUCGCCGAUUCCUCGCCUUUGAUUCUCCGUUUGUUUGCUAGAUGGCGCUGUGUCUCUCAAUACAUUCCGAUUCAGAGCUAAAACGGCCCCUUUUCGUAUAUCCUCCCCCAGAUAAAUCAGAUUACCUACCCCCGCUUCGUUCUGCGAGGAACGCACUUUAGUUCCAGCAAAAAAGAAAAAGUGCUAUUAAAUAAUGUUAAGAAUCAUACAGAAUCAUCAUAUAAAUAUCCCGAUUAAAAUAAAAGGCAGCCUGCAAGCAAAAUCUGAACUAUGGCGUCUUUACUCUCUGCCAAUUCAUGUUGUAAUCAUGUUGUAAUCUACUUAAUGAUUUCCCUCCUUUUUGGUGGCUGGACCAAAAUGUAGCUAAUUUGUAUUUGGGGAAACCUAAUGAAAAAAAGCAACACACAACCCGGAGAUUUGAUACAUGUUUUCAUUAGUUGCAGGCAAUGUAAAUACGCACAUGAGAUCUAGCUUCACCAGAAACAGAAACUGGUCGUAUUAAGUUAGCCUCCUUGUCACUCUUUCAUGAAUAGAUCAAAACAAUUAUGAGCGAUUUAAAGUGAAAAUGCCACAAAAUCAAAUGUACGUUCUCUUUUCAUCUUUUUUUUUUUUAGGUUUGUAAAGCCUGGGGGUCUGUUUCUGUAUCUCCUACAGUCUAAAUUUAUUCUGCAAAAUUACCUUCCGUGUUCUAAAUUUAUUCAUUUCAUUAAAGUAAGAAAACUGUUUAGAAAUUUAAAAGCCUCGGUUGUUUCUAUUGAUUAUAUGAUUAGGGAUUCAUUAUAUGGAAACUCCUCUCCUUAGAAAAAGUAAUCUGAAAGUUUUGUAUUGACAGGUACAUGUAUUAGAGUAUAAAGUACUUUUAAUUUAUUAAUAAUUCCAGAUUUCAAAUACUAUUAUUGUGAUCAUCGUUACGUUUAUAGAAACAGGAAGAGCGUAUUCUUAAGUGUUAAAACAGCAAUGCAUAUUAAAGACGUUCCUUUUUCAGAAGUCAUUUUGUUGCAUUCUCUUUUCUGGCUCAGUUUCUCAGAAAUGCAGGUCUUUAACAACAAUCCACUACCACAGGGGAAGAAAAAUAGGCUGGUUUGGUGCGACUCGCAACAUUCGAUAAAUUACAUGGUUGUUAUUUCAUUUUCUCCCCUUUAGUUAGAGCCUUUGUAAAAUCUCAAAGUGUUAGGCUGUAACUAGGAGGCGCUGAAAACCUAAGGCGGAAAAUUUACAACUUGAUCAACUUCAAACCACACACACAGAGAAACACACACACACACACGGCGCUACAGUUGCAAACAUAUGUUCCGGAUUAAGUUAAGCAAACGGGUCUCGUUUUCCAAGGAAGAAAGCUGAUAAUGAAAUCUUAAAUGCUGCAGAGUUUGGCUCUUGUUACGGCUUCACUUGCACCAACAUGAACGAAUCCCUCUACCUUUCUGGGACAUUCCGGUUUUAGGUGCAGCGCCAGCAGAACCUCGCUCUGAUUCUCUCCCUCCCUCCCCUAAAGCAAUUCAAAGCGCACAGGUAUCUCUUUCAGCAGUUGAUCUCUAAAGAGCAGUGCUUUAAAGCAGGCAAGGCUCUUUCCCGUCUUUUGUGGGCCAGGCAGAACUGCCCAUGGAGAAAGAAGCUGGGUUGCCUUGCUUAGUCUUAGGAUAUGUGCCUCCUCCUCUGAACGCUCUGGGGUCGUCAGCUUAAGCAUCGUGCGGGUAUGAAGGGAAGUAGAGAGUAGCAGAAAGAAACCUCUUUCAGAGAGCCGGUCCUGAUGAGCAGGGAGCCACAAUUAUAAUCGUUAAUAAGGUGGGCCGGAGUGUAGCUUCUACUCAAUAAGUGUAUAGAGUUCAUCUGCACAUCUGAGGUUCAUUUCCAUUGAACAGAAUAAAGUUUGUCUUGUAGGGGCUGAAAGUCGAACCCAUUAUUACAAGGAUGCUAGCGAAUAAAUGUGUGAUUUCUGUGCGUGCUCACACACAGAGAAACUCACACUCACAUACUGUAGCACGUUAAAAGUAAAAAAAAUUACUUAGGCUUGAGCACAGAUAGAUAAACAGGAAAAUGACACGCAUAUAUCCACAAUCAUUCAGUGGAAGAGAGGCGACAGAAAUGUGUUCCUGAAGCAAGACAGAGCUCAGAAGCAGCAUCUGGUGGCAGCCCCAUGUUUUCAAAACUUCCCUAAAUGUAAUUACUCUUGAAAAUGUUCUUUGUCAAACUCCGCUAUCCCAGUGGACUGUAAUGAGGAUCCUGCAACUUUAUCCCAGGAUAUUAUACCCAAGGAGCUGACUAUUUCCCCCCAAAAAAAUACCCAGUAGGCACUUAGGACAUUAAUGGGUGUCUAUUGAUUUCCGGAAAACUCUAUUGAGGAAUCCUUUCAUAUAUCUAAGAUAUACACGAAACACUUUCAUUUCACUAGAUAGCCCAGGUAGUUUUGACGUUGACAAAUGGCCAAAAGACAAGAAAAGUAAUUUCAAACGACUUUGAAGGGUUACAAGAGGUAAGAAAGGGGGGGAGGAGAGAGAGAGAGUAAUAUUUUUCAACGCAUGUCACGAAUAAGAAAAAAAGAAAAUAAUCACAAGGUAAACCAUAGCUGGGGAAAAUAAUUGAGGAGCAAAUAAUUGAAAAUGCUUUCAUGUUGGACACCCAAUCUCUAGUCCCUUUUCUCUUUCCCCUUUCUAAGAUUCCAUUAUUUUCUAUAUGUCUCCCAUUAAAAGUUAUUUUUAAGAUUACUAACACGGACAUGCACUAGCUAAAUUGUUCAGGAUAUGUUCAGGAUAUGUAUGUUCAGAAUAAUGGAGGUGGGGGAGACACAAAGCAAAAUUACCAGAAGAAAGAGGAUUUUGUAAGAACUGAGAUGAGAAGGUUUAAUGCAGGAUUGACAAAAGGGAUUUUUUUGUUAGUCAGUGAGGCUCACGCUCCGGAGAAACCUAAUAUCCUAAUAUAGAUCAAAGAAAGGAGCAAAUAUUUAAUACCGAAGGUGAGCUACCUCGAAACACAAAUCCUUCCCCCUCUUAAAUAUGCAGACAUCUAACUUUCACUCGGCCAAUUAGUUGUCAAUAAUAAUAAGAAUAACAAUAAUACAAAACUGGUUUAUAGUAACAUUGCUCACUACAACAAUGUCUGAAUUAUGGUCUGGAAUCAAUUCGAUUACUGAUCAGAAAGCUAUCAGUAUCCACGCUAUAAAAUAUCCUGGUUAGAUAGAAGAUACCACGAAUUAAAAAAAUAAAAAUAAAAUACCACGGUGAUCUUCACUUUCCCCAAAUCAGAAGCGUGCAACAGGUUAUUCCUCUGAAAGUUUAAUUCCUAACCGUUCUGCCUCGGGGUUCCCUCUUACAAAAAACGAAAGCGGCCCCCUCCUCCUACCCAGGGCCGGUUGGCUAGUUGGGGGGAGCGAGUGGACCCUUUCCUUGGACUUUUUGUGGGUGCAAAUGAAGAUCAAGCAGAGAAAACAGAAUUCCCCCUACGAAGCUGCCCUAUAGAGAACAGUGAAAACGGUGGUGCGCGUAUGUGUGAGCCGAACCGACUACAGGUGGGUCGAGAAGAAGGGAUUCCAUUUAAUCCAUCGUAACACGGAUAAGGGGUCGUGAUGACGAAAAGGGGGUUCGAGGUUUCCCUCGUGAACUUGCCGGCAAAGUUGAUGCUGAAAACAGAAUAAUUUGACUCGGACGUUGGAGCGAACCCUUUUAAUAAGCGAACUAUGUUCUCCACAAGCUAGCAGAGAGAAGGCAGCGGUUUCUUUCAUUUGAGGGGAGGAAAAUAACCCUCAAAUAACCCUGUUGUGGAUAUCUAAAUAUCCGUUUCCAUGAAUCUGGCUCAUGAUCCGUAAUAGUGUUUAAUAUUAGUAAGAGCACUGGGCUAUAACUUUGCUUUCCUAAUGCCCCAAAGCCAUUCCAGUAAGUUCCUCCCCAAUAACUCAAAAGCAGGGAGGUCUGUAACUCCUCGCUGUCGUUGCUCAGCUGGGGCUGGGGGUAUUUAUAUUAAGGGGAAGCCAGAAAAUCCUUAGCUAUCCAACUUGCUCAUCCCCCCUCACCCCUUUUUUGUAAUUUUGGACGGAUCGGGGAAGCAAAUGGGAAGGAAUCGGAUCUCUCAGCAAAAGAAGGCAGAGCGAGAACAUUUUAAUGAACAGAGAGCAUCUUGUUGCAUUUAAAUAGCGAACACGUAAAUAGCUUGACUUUACAAGCUUGCACGGCUGCAAGUUGUUUGCUAAACUGGCAGGGAUGUGAUCAAAGAGGAAGAAAAAAGAGACAUUAUUUCUCUCUCUCUCUCUCUCUUUCUCCUUGCGCAUAACUUGAAUUAAAGGAUGCGGAGACUGAGAGAGGGCUUAAAGUCCCGACGAUCACAGCAGGUGGCGGGUCUGGAAGGGGGAAGUUGAAGGGAGGUAAAGUUACGGGGUUGAGACGCGCAGACUGGCCGACCCUUUAGCAAAGCGGGGAGGGUGGAGAGGGAGAAAGGGAGGGCUGCCAGGCUCUUAGGGCUCUGGCUCUGGGGUGCCUCUCCCGAGGCUGCAAUUAACCAGCUGCCUGGCAGUCAGUGGGGUUGCAUCGAGUAGGCGCGCAUCAAAGAAGGGAAGCGGAUCUGCUUUGCAACCAACCAGGAGGACCUCAGAUCCCCGCCCCCACCAGUAUCGCCUCUAUAGCCAAGGGAAAGAUGAAGAUCGCAUGGGAAGGGGGAAAUGGCAUGCACGCAUCCCCGCAAUGAGAGAGAGAGAGAGAGAGGAGGAGGAGGAGGAGGAGGAGGAGGAGGAGGAGGUCUGGUUCUGGGCAAAGCUGGAAACCAAGGAUGGGCAAUGCGGGAAUCUUGGCGGAAGGAGCUUAGGGAGAGGACAGAGGAUGAAAACGAAAUCGGGGGCCUGCGGGCAGUGGCAUCAGACCAGGGCAGUGGAAUCGGACCAGAAGAGCACAUGAGGUGGAAAGUCCUGAGAAGGGGGCAUAAAUGCAUGGUUAACUCUCCCCCCUUCAAGGGAGAUGAGAGGAAGCGCGGAGCAGGCGGGAUUCAGGAUACAAAAACGUCGUCUCUGAGAGCGAGGUCUUCCGCAGCCUGCUCCAGGCUUGGGCUGAACGAGGCAAGGAGAGGCUUGUUUAGGGCGAGGGCAGCUCAGAACUAGGAGCUGUCCAUGGUGCUACAGAGAGUGGAUGGCGCAAACCCAGCUCCGCUCCGCUUUUUCGGGUUCCCUGGCAGAGAGACUGUCACAGCCUCAGUUGCUCUAUCAAGGGAUUCCCAAUUCGCACCCCCACCCCAGCCUGGUAAAAGUUUGGACACCUUCCCGCGGCUGACAUGGCUUCUCUAUUUUCUAAAUCUUAACAGCCCAACUUGGGAGGCUCAGAAAACACCCGUAUCAUAACUGCCCACCCACUUUGGAAGCUGAAGGACUGAGUCGUUAUCUUCCAACUUGCUUCCAAGUAGCAGAUUAACAUGGAAACCUGAUCCUGAUUCUUUAACACACUGAGUUUUAAGGAAAAGCAAGGGUGAAAUGAGAGAUUCAGCAGGGCUAAACCGAGGGUUCCAGGGUUCCAGAUUUCUUAGGUAUCCUUUAAAGUGGCUUUAAAAUGUGCAGAUAGAGAUGCCCGAAUGAACACAUGGUCAGCGAUCCAUGAAGCAGCUAUUACGUCUUUCUUUAUCCUCUCUUUUCUAGUCUAUCUCUCUGUUAGCAGAAAAGCUAUACUGAUUUGUGCCAAAGAUCAGGAAAGUCGCACAGGAGUUAAAUCGACGUUACUAAUUAACAGGCUCUCAAGGUUCCCCUAGUUAGAAGAAUUAAUUAGGAUGCAAAAGCAAACUUUUUAAGAUAAAGCCCUGCACCUAUAUUUAGGAAACGGAAAGUGAAUUAACCAACUGGUUAAUAACUGAGGGACAAGCCCAAACUUUUUUAAAGAACAAAAAAGUUCGAGGAGAAAGAGGAGGUCCGCGCGCGCACCCAGCCUCCAAACACUUGCACGUGAAGGUAUUAGAUACGAUGUUACCCGCAAGAUGCUUCUUAACUUGUUUUAAGUAGGAGUAAAUCGCAGGCGGAACUGGGGCGAAAUUAAGACUGGUGUGCGCUCCUUCUGGGUCUAGGGAACCCGUUCAAGGAAUUCAUUAAACGCAGAAGCAAAGAAACUUCUCUCAUAUUUUACUCUUUGUUCAACCGUGGUGAUCCGAAGGGGCAGUAGACAUUGCACUGGGUGGGUCGAAGCUCUGCUCUACUGUUCCCCCACAGGGGGAAUUCGAAAGCAAAAGUUAGACGAUGGGCGUGAGAUGGGCUUUUUGGGAGGGGGCAGAAGGGAUUAUGCGGAAGGAAGAGUGAAAAGUCUCUCCCCCCCCCCCCCGCCAGCCAAGCAGGGCCUUUCCUUUCAAGCCUCGCGGGUCCAGCCUGGAGGGGGGAGCCGGGAACUGCUAGCCGGUCGUUCUCGUCACCUGACCUCAACAGAGACCCAGGCAUGUCGGGGCUGCAGGGAGAGCCUGGGAGGCAGGGGACCCUCUCAUGGAGAGGCUAGCAAAACCUCGGCCGUCGGGGCGAGCGACCUGCUCCCUUUCCCCCAGGAAGCCGGGCCAGAGGCAGAGGGAACCUGAGGCAGGCUGGUCCUGAGCUGUCCAGAGCGGUCCCCCUUCGUGCCGCGAAUAUUCGCCUGUUGGAUUCUCCCUCUCCAGUUCCCUGCGCUUCUUUUGAAGUUUCCCUCUUGUGAGGAGGAAUGUCAGAUGCUACUCCUCCAGCUGAGAGAGCCCGCAUUCGCCAUGGAGGUGAAGAGGCGAGGGCUUUUCUCUUCUUCUUCCCCCAGAUUAUUCUCAUCUGAUGCUCUGAAGGGGAAGAAGGCGAUCACCGGCCUUUUCAUCCAGGGCGCGGGCAGCUCUCGUGGCGACUCCGGCCAAACCACCGCGGCUCCUUCCUGGGCGCAGAGGCUGCCUUGGCGGCGGGACAGGCACAACUCCUGUCGGCUCCAAAUGUCCAGCCUGCGCUCUUGCUCGAGGCUCGGGCUUAAUCGUCCUCAGCCGAAGCUGUCAGGAAGCGAAUGCUUAGUAAAGAUCAGGAGAAAUGUCCUACUUUCUCAUCCCUUCGCCUCAUUUUAGUUUUAAGUCACUUGCAGAAGAAGGACUCCGAAUUCAGUUCCCCCAAUGAAGGGGGACCAGCAGACCCCCAGGAUGGGUUUCCUGCUCCGACCUCAACUCCCACCCCCAGCCCCGCGACACACUCUUUCCCCAUUUUACCCCACAGGAAUUUCCCGCCUGUUCUGCAGCGUCCUCAGUCAAGUGGGUGUUUUUUCUCUCUCCUGUCCUUCUGGCUUGUGAUCACUCCUAAAUCCAUUCUUCGCUCCAACCAUGCACGUUGAUCACAUUCCAAAAUGAUGGGGCCUCCCACGGAUUUGGGUGCAUUCAAGGACCAGAACAAAUCCCGUUGCGAGGCUGGGGGUGAUUAAGGUCGUCUUUACGAUUAUUUAUUUUUAAAUAUGAUAGAUCGAUAGAUUAGAUGGCUUAUACCCUCCCAUCCCAUCACUGAUAAAUGGAAGGAAAGCGGGAUCCCAGCUUUAAACCCAUGAGUUGUAUAUGGGAAGCAAACAACACGAACAAUCCUAUUUGGGGAUCCGAGUGGGUCUGCGGGCCCUUUCUUGUUGCGAAUGAGAUUUAGGCUGCAAUCCCGGACCCACUUUACCGGGAGUAAGCCCCGCUGAACGCUCAACAUACACGUAUAGGAUUGGCCCCUUACAGUAUUUGGAGCAGGCAACUGUCAACACGCAGAGGCGCUUCUUUUUGGAAAUCUACUUUGAAGUGAUGCUCGAGGGUCUGCCCCCGCCUCACUCUCCCCAGAUCUACGUGUUAAUCUCUGGUUUCCCCCUUCAAACAGAAUUCAGUUACAAAGAGCUUGGAAAGAUUUUGCAUCUAUUGAAGGGGCACCACGUCUUUAAUUUUCUGAGGAGUAAAAACCUCCCCAAGAAACUUCAUAUAGCUUCUUAGGUUUUUGCUUAGCAUACGUGAUAAAACAUUGAUUGUCGUAGUUUGGUGACCCAUGAAAUUUGGGGGUUAGUUUUCUCUUCAGACCAGAGCAUAUAAUUAUGCAAAUAAAGAGCUGUCACUGAUCUGGUGAAAUGCUCACAAACACACGCAAUCCGAAACUGGAAAGAAAAGUGGAAAAUGUGGGGGAUUAGGAGCAAUGACAGCGUUUGCAAAGUUUGGGGAAGUUCUUUUUUCACACUUUGGGGGACUUAAGUCAACAAUUAGCGUGAUCUGUCUAUCAGAUACACACAGAAAUACACUCCGCAUCCUUUAACAGGUUACUUUAACUUCAACUGGAAUAGAAAUUCGAGCGCAGGCACACAGACUGCCGUCGUCUUAUAUGACAGCUUUCAAUUGUACUUGAGAAUUGGUUCCUGAGGGGGGGGAGAGAAGGGGGGCAGAAUAAGUGCGCUUCCUCUGAGAAAAGAAAUAUUUAAACGUCCCACUUUAGUUGAUUAGGAAUCCACGUCAACUCAUGUAUUAGAAUGAAGGUAGUAAGCUGCAUAAAAGGACCUUGCGGCAUGCACAGAAACUCUCUUUGUCAUGAACCCAAACAGAGUUUUACUUUAAAAGGACAGAUACUAGCCAGGGGCCUGUCGACCUUAUUUGUUCAUCUGUAAAAUGGGAGCAUUUUCUCAGGAACAAACUUCACGGGGUUAUUGGGCGGUUAACAAAUAAUAUGUUCGGUUAAAAGGAGACGGGGGUCCUGCAGAAAUAAAUCCUGGGAUCAUAUACUACAGAUAGAUAUAGAGAUAUGGAGAUAUGGAUACAGGCCCACCCAACCAGAAGUUGAAACCCGGUGCAACCUUUGAUGUUAAACAGAUCCUCUUAGCCGGCAAAACUAGAGCCCCAUAGUCAGAAUGUAUUCAUAACUGUCCGUUCAGUUGCUUUGGUGCAAAACUGGGACAUUCUUACAGGUGUUUUGCCUAGUCAAAGUAGAAUGGAAAGUAAGAGCUUGUUCCACCUUCCUUUCGCGUUGCCCCUCUUCUUUCGCUCCAUCCAGAGUUCGGCGUAACUACGAACUGGUCCAGUUGUAUCGAUUCUCACUCUCUCUCUCCUUUAAGGCAUUACAGAUCUAUGGCACUAAACUUGUUCUAAAACUUAUAGCGGGGUGUUUCCCGGGCUGCAGCUACUUCACUGUCCCAAGUGAAAGAGGGACCCACUUUCAGGAGCCCAGUUCUAUCCUGACAGCCUUGGCCCCUGGUUCAUUCUUUACCAGGAACAAUCCUCUGCCUUCGCCCCUACCCCUCCCCGGACUGCCGGAGCGCUGUUUCAGCCGAGCGGUUUUAGCCCAGAUUUAUGGUAACUCCAGAAGACAUCAGUUUGUGAACAGACCAGCGGUGUGAAACUUGGAGCCACCAAUCCAAGGAGGAAUCAAUUAAACCAACCAUUCGGUCAUUAAUUCCUCCCAAGUGUGUUUUAAAGGAGAUCGUUGCUACUGCUACUGCUACACAGCUCAGGUGUCGAGCUAAAAGCUAAAAUGCUUCAAGGGUGUGUGUGUGUGUUUCAGAUAUUUUGCAUCACUGUCCCUCGACUAGGAGGUACACCGCCAGUCACAAACGCACGAUCACAGUUUAAUGCUGCUACAGUCUAUAGCUGACUCUCUUACUUUUCCUAGAGUAAUGAAGGCCUGGGAGAGGAGGGGAUGCCAAGGGUCAUUCGGGUGCUGUGGGAUCCGUCCAUUCUCCAGGGCCCACAAAUUAUAUUCAUGGAAAGGAGUUAAGAGACCUCCUUUGCAGUGGAGGGAAAAUCUCUAGCCAGCAGCAGCAGCAGCAGCAGCAGAAAGGAGGGACAGGAUUCCUCGCAUUUCUGGGUCAGAAUGUGCACUGAUUUGGAUGGGGAAGCUUUUAGCUCAGGCCACCUUGGCAGAUAUCAAGGACAUGCAAGUUCUCCCCCGCCAAAGGUAGUCAGGUUCGGUUUGGGAGCUAAGUUUUGAUCAGGCUUAGCUCAGCAGACACAGAGCGGAGUCCAUUGCACCAGGCAUCCAGAAUCACAGAAGCCACCCAAAAAGGGGACACGCCCCCUUUUCCCAUCAGAUCCUGGAGCUACACAUCUCUCCCACCUUGUUGGUCCCAUCCCAGAGCUUGGGCAGCAAACGCCCACUUGGAGGUCCUGCUCGUUAAACUGCCCGGCUUGUCCUUUAUCAAAGAUCCUGUAGGUCGAUUUGGAGGUUUUUUAAUCGAUUUGACCCAUUAGUAGGUAAGAUUCAAAUGCACACCAGAGAGCAGCGUGUCCAGAAAGGGCAGACUGCAUAGCGGCGGUGGCUGGGAGUGAGCAGGGUCCCACGUGGUCGAAAGAAAGAAAUAAGAACUGUGUAGGUCACGUGAAGGCUGCAAUCCUAUCUCCACUUACCUUCGAGAGAGCCUCAUCCAACUCAGUGGGAGUAAGACUGACUUGUGACAUGUCUGGGAUGGAUGGCUUACAGCGAAAUUCUAUACAACAUGUCCCCUGUGAACUAGGUACUAUUGUUCUCCAGGUAACCCUUCUUAGAACUGGACCCAUUGCUAGAAGUCCCGGUCCAGGAAUCCGCACUUCAGAAUGAGCUUCUCCUUCUGUGACCUCAGGAAACUAGAAGGCUAGCUGGGUGGCGGAAGGGCUACUCCUUUGGGGAAAGGUCUUGGCCCUUCCCCUGGUGCCAUCCAUGUAAAAAGUGAUUUCCACACCCAGGAUGCCCCCUUUCCCAGCUUCUCCCACUUUCUAACGCCAGCAAGUUGCAAUAAGAGGACAGUUGUGCAAGGAAGAAAGCCACUCUUCCUUGGUUGGGGCUGACAAGCCUUAAGCGCCUUCCUAGAAAAGACCAGCGAUGGCUCCAAGAGGAAAAUGAACGAGCCUCAUCCCAUGCAGGCAUCCCUUGAAAGACCCCUUGAUUUAAACUGGGGAGAAGCCCAUGUAUGACCCUAAAAAUGCUUCAUAAUUUGCUACUUGGGACUUUAGCAGACGCGUGAAAGGUGUGGAGAUUUUUAUACAUGGUAGAAUUUCUGGCUCGGAUGAAAUAAACGCUAAACUGGGAAAGCUCAAGCCCCGGAACCUUUGCUGGACGCCACACAACACUUUCGAAGGUUUCCUUUUUUUGUUUUGGCUUUUGCACUCAUGUACGGAGGUACUGGGGAUGCAGCCCCUCGGAACUUACUGGCGCCUCGUUUUGGGUAAGCGUGAAUGGGACCCAGCUGCAUCACACGCGAUUUUUUUUUUAUUGGCAAAAGCUGGGGAUAUAAUUUGUUUGGAUAAAAUGGUUCCUAAACAUACCCUCCGCAACACCCAUUUCGCAGGAAUUCCCAUGCACUGUGGUGCCCGAUUCAUCCUUUCGAUCUAUAUGUGCCUUUCCUCCCCAGCCCUUUUAACAGUAAACGCGAUUUCCCCCGCCUCGCAUUUUUGCAAGGCCUUGGAUAUUCGUAAACACGUUCAGAGGCCACGCAAAUAAUUCCCAGCCUUAAACGGCCCAGGUGGAGGAAGAUCUUUCUUUCGCGGCUCGCUCUGCUGAGGGGCAACCGAGUCCGAGCGAUCCUUCCUGGAAGCUGCUGCGCUCCCCUUGCUCCUGGCAAACGGGUUUUGUCCGGCCAGCAGCAAAUGAACAUCCCAUUGAGUUGUUGCGCCUGGCACAGUUGCUUAACAAGACCAGAGACAAGAAAGUCACACCCGCAUCUUAAAAGAGAAACCAUUUUUUUAUUGGUUCAGUGUAAACAGAAAGAGACAACCCUUUUAACAGCUCCCUGUGUGCUUUACAGUUGGGUCCAGAAGCAGCGAGAACACAACCCAGGCAACGGCACGAGAUACAGAACAAGGGGCUGGUGGGACCACACCGGAAGGAGUAGAAACCUCAACCGUGACACUUUGGAGAGGAGGAAAAAAACUCAUUUGGUGAGAUUUGGCACUUUGCAGAGCCCCAGAGGCUUUCACAAAAGACAGGGUAAAGUCUAAGGGUUGCUGUGGAAAAAGCCCACAAGAUCACAGCUAAGGAAAGAAAAAGCAUGGAUAAGAAAAAAGACCAGGUCGACCGUCUACCACCCUGAAGCUGACGCUAAGGUGGGCCCAGGCGGGUGAGAGAGAGGAGCAGUUCCAGAGAACGGGGAAACAGGAGACGGGGACCAUCAGGUGGGGGAGAUGGUCACCAGGGAAGCGAUCAGGAGACUAUUCCUGCCGCAAGCCUGCCCGACUAUGGCUCGUUCAUUCUCCCUGCACAGAAGAGUAGGUGUGCAACUUGCCAGUCUGAAAGGCUACCCCUUCACAGAGGAGAGGAGGUCAGGCGAGGAAGCCGACGCGCCGAGACAGGCCACCUUCACCUCUGCACUUGGAGCCACUUGACUCUGGCUUUGAAUCUGCCCCCAGAGAUGGCGCUGGCAGGUUUCCGAUGGAAGGGAAAGCCCUUCUCUCUCUCUCUCCACUUUGCACCGACAGGGCCCCUUAACCCGAAUUGCGCCCUUUGGGAUAAUCUUAACAGCAGCGCUUUCAAAGACGUGCGCCAACACGUCUGUUCUGAAAUCCCAAAAGCUUCCCUUUCAAACGAGCUGGUGGUGGUAUCUAACGAAAUCGCCCAGCCACUGAAUGCAUGCAUGAGAUGAAAUGUGACCCCCUCUUUCGCUCGGGUAACAUCUGAGAGGGGAGGCCAGGAAAAGUUCAAACGCUCCUUGGUGCCCCGGCGCGCCUACUCGAGCACCAGCCAGGCGCUGCUGCUCUGGAAGAGGCCGGGUCGCCGUCCGCUGGGGAUCCCUCUGCGCAAGCCGCGCGCAGGGCAGCCACUCCCGGCAGUCAGCUGAGCCUCGUGGCCUGGCAGAGAAGGCGGAGAGGGCGCCCCAGGCUUGGAGUCCGGGUCGGGCAGAGCUUUGGGGGGGGGGUGAGAUGAGGCCCAUAGGGACCCCACUCCUUUUAGCCACACUGGCCACGAGUUUGGGGCUUAGAAGCCCGUGAAUUUGCGGCGUUGGGUGGAAGGCAGACCCUACUGAGCAUCAUGGUAACUGGAAACACUCGGUGACAACAGAUGGACUUGUAGGUCUGCGUGGAAUUAUAAAGAGUCAGGACUCAUUGAAAGCCAUGAGGAAUUUAAGGAAUGUAAAAACGACGUCCUCUUGCUUAUAACAAAAGUGAUUAGCAACGUCAGUAAUACAUGCUUCUUUUCUUUCUUUCUUUUUUGCUAUUAAUAUUUCACAGUGUCACCAGACGGUGAAGGUAAAUCGAAACUGGCUUCAGGAGUUCAACAGAUUGAGUGAGAAAAAAGAUCUUUCGGCAGGGAGGGGGGAAAAUCGCCCCUCCCGGCAAAGGCGGACCCUGUUUCAGCAAGGAAUGGAAAACUCUGCUGCCCCGGCCUCGAACCGGGAGGCCCAGGGCGGAGAGGCGGCGUCCUGGGAGCGUCCAGGAUCUUUAAAAAAGUUCUUCGCUAUCUGA